Oryza brachyantha (malo sina) is the source of this 794-nucleotide messenger RNA. Its product is annotated as protein CURVATURE THYLAKOID 1C, chloroplastic. The record is from RefSeq and is a predicted model, not a curated record. The transcript has 6 exons. Bases 129 to 587 code for a protein of 152 amino acids. NCBI's taxonomy places the organism in Eukaryota, Viridiplantae, Streptophyta, Magnoliopsida, Poales, Poaceae. Gene Ontology annotation, cellular component: thylakoid; chloroplast thylakoid membrane.
GGACCGGCAGCCUUCAGUUCACAUCCAGCAGACGAAGGCCAAGCAAGCAGUAGUUCUUCGGUUCUUCCCAACAUCCAUUUGGCUCGCAACCUCUCAAUUCCUGCGUAUUCUCGCGGGGGAAGCUAGCGAUGACGGUCUCUGCGCUCUCUGUUGCUCGGCCUGCUGCUCUCUCGCUGCGGGGCGGCGGGAAGAGCGUCCCCGGGAGUCUCCCCAGGCUGCCUGCAGUGCCAGGUGCCAGAUUUGUUUCAGGUAGGAUGAGGAGUCGCAACGUCGUGGCUGCAAAGGCUGCGCAGGACAGUUCAGAAUCGUCAUCCGGGAGCAUUGUGAAGUAUGUUCAGAGUUCGUUCAGCACUCCUGAAGACCUCUUUGCUUUAGCUGGUAUAGGUUUUGCAGGGAUUGCCGCAUUAUGGACUGCUGUAAAUCUCGUAGAGGUCAUCGAUAAGCUUCCUGCUCUUCCUCUACUCUUUGAAUUAAUUGGCAUAUUGGUUGCAUGGUUUUUCAUAUAUCAAAACCUACUGUUCAAGCCAGACAGGGAAAGGUUUGUGAACAACGUCAAGAAUUCUAUAUCUCGAGUCUUGGGGCAGUAAUUUUGAGGCUACGGGUACCGGGGCACAAAGAACCUAUGACUCUUGCCUUCCUGAUCGACCGAUCCGCUUUCUUCAGACCUGGAGAAACUAAGGAAUAUUUGACUGUAUGUGAACAAUGCGAGGAACGUGUUGUUACCAUUGUCCACUCUAGAAGCAAUGCCUGUUUCAUGUACAGGAUAUAGUGAUAUCAAGUGCUCUAAUAGAAAA